AAGUGUGGAAAGUGCCGCUCGUGUUCUCCGGCUGCUCGGACACAGAGAGAUGGCGUGUCUGCUGGAGGCCCCGCUGCGCAUCAGCGUGCUGUCCGAAGUCACAGCCACCAGUCGCCAUUAUGUUGACCGGCUCUUUGACCCCGACCCACAGAAAGUCCUGCAGGGAGUCAUUGACAUGAAGAAUGCAGUCAUCGGAAACAACAAACAGAAGGCCAACCUGAUUGUGCUGGGAGCCGUGCCCAGGCUCCUGUAUUUACUCCAGCAGAGCUCUUCCAGUGCAGAGUUGAGGACGGAAUGUGCGGUGGUGUUGGGCAGCUUGGCCAUGGGCACCGAAAACAACAUCAAGUCCCUGGUGGACUGUCACAUCAUCCCCGCCCUGCUUCAAGGUCUCUUGUGUCCUGACCUGGUCUUCAUUGAGGCCUGUCUGCGUUGUUUAAGAACAGUUUUCAUCAGUCCUGUCACACCUGUGCAGCUACUCUACACGGACCCCACUGUGAUCCCUCACCUGAUGUCUCUGCUGAGCCGGUCCCAGCGCACACAGGAGUACAUCACACAGAUCUUCUCUCACUGCUGCAAGACUCCAGAGCAUCAAACAGUUUUAUUUAACCAUGGUGCCAUACAGAACAUCGCGCCUCUGCUCAUCUCUCCAUCCUACAAGGUACGAAUGCAGGCAUUAAAAUGUUUCUCCGUCCUGGCAUACGAGAACACUCAGGUCUCCAUGACUCUGGUGAAUGUGCUGGUCGACGGGGAGCUGCUCUCUCAGGUUUUUGUCCGAAUGAUGCAAAGGGAUAAACCCAUCGAAAUGCAGCUGACAGCAGCCAAAUGUUUAACAUACAUGUGUCGAGCAGGAGCCAUCAGGACGGACGAUAACUGUAUUGUAUUAAAGACUCUGCCGUGCCUGGUGCGGAUGUGCAGUAAGGACCGGUUGUUGGAGGAGCGAGUGGAGGGGGCGGAGACUCUGGCCUUUCUCAUGGAGCCGGAUGUGGAGCUGCAGCGGAUAGCCAGCAUCACUGACCACCUGGUGGCCAUGCUAGCAGACUACUUCAAAUACCCCAGCUCAGUCAGCGCCAUCACCGACAUCAAGAGGUUGGACCAUGACCUAAAGCAUGCUCAUGAGCUCAGGCAAGCAGCCUUUAAGCUCUACGCCUCUCUGGGCUCUAACGAUGAGGACAUUCGGAAAAAGAUCACAGAGACGGAGAACAUGAUGGACAGGAUAGUGAGCGGCCUUUCCGAGUCCAGCAUCAAGGUCCGCUUAGCCGCCGUCAGAUGUCUCCACAGUUUGUCGCGAUCUGUGCAGCAGCUGAGGACGAGUUUCCACGACCACGCCGUAUGGAAGCCGCUAAUGAAGUUGUUACAGAACGCUCCAGACGAGGUGCUGGUCAUGGCCUCUUCAACACUAUGCAAUCUUCUACUGGAGUUUUCACCCAGCAAAGAGCCCAUCCUGGAGUCUGGGGUGAUCGAGUUACUAUGCAGCUUAACACAAAGCGACAGUCCAGCACUGAGGGUCAACGGCAUCUGGGCUCUUAUGAACAUGGCGUUCCAGGCGGAUCAGAAGGUGAAGGUGGAGAUCAUGAGGGCGCUCGGGACGGAGCAGCUUUUCCGGCUCCUCUCAGACCCCGACACCAACGUGCUCAUGAAGACGCUCGGCCUGCUGCGGAACCUGCUCUCCACGCGGCCGCACAUAGACCAGAUCAUGAGCUCGCACGGCAAGCAGAUCAUGCAGGCAGUUACGCUGAUCCUGGAGGGAGAGCACAGCAUAGAGGUCAAGGAGCAGACAUUGUGUAUACUGGCUAACAUUGCUGAUGGCAACACGGCCAAAGAACUCAUCAUGACCAAUGAUGACAUGCUCCAGAAAGUCAAAUACUACAUGGGUCACUCGAAUGUGAAGUUGCAGCUGGCUGCCACCUUCUGCAUCUCCAACCUGGUGUGGAAUGAAGAAGAUGGUUCCCAGGAGAGGCAGGACAAGUUAAGGGAAAUGGGCUUCGUAGAUAUUUUACACAAACUCACCCAGGCGUCCGAUCCAAACCUCUGUGACAGGGCGAAGACAGCGAUGCAGCAGUAUUUGGCGUGACGCUGAGUGAUGAAGGCAGGAAACCUCCUGACUCAACAGUAGCUGAGAAGUCGGGCCUCCCUGGUUGUUUUGGU
This is a messenger RNA of Colossoma macropomum (tambaqui), 2145 nucleotides long. RefSeq names its product armadillo repeat containing 8 (gene armc8). NCBI's taxonomy places the organism in Eukaryota, Metazoa, Chordata, Actinopteri, Characiformes, Serrasalmidae. Gene Ontology annotation, biological process: proteasome-mediated ubiquitin-dependent protein catabolic process. Bases 50 to 2071 code for a protein of 673 amino acids. Gene Ontology annotation, cellular component: GID complex. The transcript is spliced from 22 exons. Gene Ontology annotation, molecular function: protein binding. The record is from RefSeq and is a predicted model, not a curated record.